Cryptomeria japonica (Japanese cedar) is the source of this 2352-nucleotide messenger RNA. RefSeq names its product serine/threonine-protein kinase SRK2A. Gene Ontology annotation, molecular function: protein serine/threonine kinase activity; ATP binding. Lineage: Eukaryota; Viridiplantae; Streptophyta; Pinopsida; Cupressales; Cupressaceae. Bases 794 to 1873 code for a protein of 359 amino acids. Gene Ontology annotation, cellular component: nucleus. The record is from RefSeq and is a predicted model, not a curated record. Gene Ontology annotation, biological process: intracellular signal transduction; protein phosphorylation. The transcript is spliced from 9 exons.
CACAGGGGAAGAAGUGUUCCUCUCUAUUCCCAUUGGGGGAGAGGAAAGGUGUAAUAUGACAGAAUAUCCAUCCAGGAAAAGUCCAGCGCAUCACUUCGAUGUGUUGAGAAAACGCAGGCUUCAACACACGAGAGGAUAAGUACAAGAGAAAUUGAGGCAAUUGCACCACAACUUUUAACCAACCCCCACCACCCCUUUACCUUUUCUCUUUAAGCUACUUGUGCACCUCACUAUCCCUUUCAUGGCUGCCAUGUCCACCUCAGACAUUUUGUUUUAUUCUCGCCUUUUUAUAAUAAUUGCCCAUGUUGGUGGUCAUCUGUGGUAGAAAGCCGCAACAGCUUUCAACUUUGGCUUUGAUUAAACUAAAAAAAAUGACUUCCUCAAGUAAUGUAAACUGAAUUUACAUUCCCGAUUCAUUCCCACCAACUAAAAACAAUCCAUUUGCCUAAAAACAAACACCAAGUGCUGUCUGCAUAGACAAAUUUAAUAUACAUUUACUGUGUACACUAUAUAUAUUCAAUUCGCGGUUGGGAGAUCUGAUUGCCUGCGGAGAGCAAAUUAAAUUAAAUAUGUUGUUGUGAAUUGUGAUUGUGUUGCUUCGAUUUUCGCUUACGCAGACAAAACACCCACUUUCCCACACGCCCAGCUGGUGAUGCAGUCAUAGGUACAAUUCUGCCCUCUUUUCAGUUCCGGAGGUGCCACGUAGUUUGUGCCGGCGGAUUUUUGUAUCAAGGUUCCGUGGAUCGGAGGAUUUGUCUUAGAAUGUGAGAUUUUUUUCUCUGGAGGAAGAAAGAUGGACAGAGGAGGAGGGAUGGGGCUGGACAUGCCCAUUAUGCAUGAUAAUGAUCGAUAUGAGCUCGUGAAGGAUAUAGGCUCCGGCAAUUUUGGGGUCGCUAGGCUUAUGCGAGACAAACAAACCAGAGAGCUUGUGGCAGUCAAGUAUAUCGAGAGGGGUGAGAAGAUUGAUGAAAAUGUGCAGAGGGAAAUUAUCAAUCAUCGUUCAUUGAGGCAUCCAAAUAUUGUCAGAUUCAGAGAGGUAAUAUUGACACCAACACACUUAGCAAUUGUUAUGGAGUAUGCAUCUGGUGGUGAGCUCUUUGAGCGUAUUUGUAAUGCUGGGCGCUUUAGUGAGGAUGAGGCUCGUUUUUUCUUCCAGCAACUCAUCUCAGGGGUCAGCUAUUGCCAUUCAAUGCAAGUUUGUCAUCGGGAUUUAAAGCUGGAAAACACACUUUUGGAUGGAAGUCCUGCUCCACGUCUGAAAAUCUGCGAUUUUGGCUAUUCAAAGUCUUCCUUGCUUCACUCACAACCUAAAUCAACCGUUGGUACACCUGCUUACAUUGCUCCUGAAGUGUUGUCAAAGAAAGAAUAUGAUGGGAAGAUUGCAGAUGUGUGGUCAUGUGGUGUUACUCUUUAUGUUAUGCUAGUAGGAGCAUAUCCAUUUGAGGAUCCUGAGGAACCAAGGAAUUUUAAAAAGACUAUCCAGCGUAUAAUGAACGUGCAGUAUUCUAUUCCAGACUAUGUUCAUGUUUCUCCAGAAUGUCAACACCUUCUCUCUAGGAUUUUUGUUGCAAAUCCUGCAACAAGAAUAUCAAUUCCUGAUAUACGAAACCAUGAAUGGUUUUUGAAGAAUUUACCUGAAGAUUUGGUAGAUGCAGCUGAUACAAGUGACAAUCAGUUCGACGAUUUGGAUCAGCAGCAGCAAAGUGUUGAGGAGAUUAUGCGAAUAAUUGCUGAAGCUAGGAUACCAGCACCAGGGGUUGGUGGGAUUGGCCAUUACUUUGGAGGAAGCCUAGACUUUGAUGAAAUGGAUCUGGAGAAUGAUGAUGCAGAUCUGGAUGUUGAUAGCAGUGGAGAGUUUGUUUGUGCUAUGUAGCUUGAUGGUAAUGGAUAUUUUUUGUGGUGUUCAACUACAUUUGCCAUCUCGUGAAUGUAUUACUCAAUUGAUAUCAUCCUAGUGAGACUCAAACUUUCUUUUCGGUAUUGAUAAAUUUCCUGGAGGUUUGGAGGUGUGAACCAUUAUCUACUAGCAGCUGUUUGCCACAGUAGCCUAGUUAUUGCUAAUUAUUGGAAUAUGUGAAGGUUUUGCGAUUGUUCAUCUGUAAGUGAAUUGUUAGAUGCCCUGUAAAAAUAAAACCAAGGCAGCAUAUUGUAAAAAUAAAUUCCACGUGUUGCAUGAUGUAAACCUCUUUUGAUGUUGAUCUCACUUUGGUAAGGAGAGAGGGCACAGCAUAUUGUUAUAUAGGACAUCCUGGCCCUGGAGUCUGAUGGAAUCUUAUAAGUUAUAACUGUAGUCAUUUGUUUUGUAAUAUUAUUUAAAAUAACUGGUCCUAAAUAUGCAUCUGUUCUUCUGAA